GCUACACGUCGGGUAUUGCGCGUAUCCGCGUAUUUUAUCUCUCACACACAUACAGACAUUUCGUGUGAAUCCAGAAAAUAUCUACGAAUAUGACGGCGGGGAAAUUCUGAUACACACACGUACGUGUUUUAUUAUUCGCUAUGAGAAAAAUAAAAAAAUAAAAGUGACACUUCUUCGUUCACAAAAAUAAUGCCGUGUGCUAGACCAACGUGCUGAAUCCCAGGGAUGGAUGUUCCUCUGUUGAAGAGAUCAAUGAUGGUGGUCUAAUUUCAACCUAUUGUUCCUCGAUAUCACGAUGUUGAUCAUUUAGCAAUCGAGGGGAGAGAAUCGAGGGAAAAAUCCAGGUCUUCAAGAUGGGAUUCAACGAGACGCAGAUGGAAGACCUGGAUAACCUGACGAACUCAUCGAAAUACUUUCUUUUCAACAUCGAUCAACGGAACACAAGCACGGAUCACCACGAGAUCGAGUUCAUCCUCUUUUUAACCAUCAAGGCUUUCAUCAUGGGAUUUAUCAUCAUCUGCGCGCUCUUCGGCAACCUGCUGGUCAUCGUCUCGGUUAUGCGGCAUCGCAAGCUCCAAGUGAUCACGAACUAUUUCGUGAUGUCGCUGGCGCUCGCGGAUAUGCUGGUAGCUUUGUUCGCGAUGACGUUUAACGCCUCCGUGGAACUUUCCGGACGCUGGCUAUUUGGCUACUUUAUGUGCGACGUGUGGAACUCCCUGGAUGUUUUCUUCAGCACCGUCAGCAUUCUCCAUCUUUGCUGCAUCAGCGUGGACCGAUAUUACGCUAUCGUUCAGCCGCUGGACUACCACUCGAUCAUGACGAACGUGAGAUUGGGAAUCAUGCUGAGCAUCGUGUGGUGUUCGCCGAUAGUUAUGAGCUUCCUGCCGAUCUUCGCCGGCUGGUACACCACGAAGGAACAUCUGGAAUAUAGGAAGAACUAUCCGGAUGUGUGUGUGUUCCAAGUGAACAAGUUGUACGCCGUAAUCAGUUCCAGCGUCAGCUUCUGGGUGCCGGGGAUAAUCAUGAUCGCGAUGUACUACAAGAUCUACCGGGAGGCCGAUCAUCAGGAGCGCGUAAUGUAUCGGAGCAAAGUGGCGGCCGCAUUGUUGAACAAGCAUUUGCAAAUCAACGGGAUUUCGGCUGGCCUAACUACUCUCUCGACUGUGGAGCAAUCAUCACCCGAUCCGCAACCGGAGGUGCCGCAGAUGACGAGUAGCAGCAAGAUGAAAAGAGAACGGAAGGCUGCCAGGACGCUCGGAAUUAUCAUGUCGGCGUUUCUGGCCUGCUGGCUUCCUUUUUUCCUCUGGUAUCUCAUCACGUCGCUGUGCGACUCGUGCGAGAGCAGCGAGGUUGUGGUGGCCGCGGUUUUUUGGGUGGGAUAUUUCAACAGCGCCCUGAACCCGCUCAUCUACGCGUACUUCAACCGCGAGUUCCGCGCGGCGUUUCGCAAGACCCUGGAGAGCUGCUGCCGCGCAAUCGGGCCGGUGCACGACCUGCGCAUGCAGGUACACCGGAAGCAGGAUUUGGUGCACAGCAACGCCUCGUCCGAGAUGCACGUCAAUAAUCAGCUGCGCUGCCACAGCGAGUUGACGAACGUCCACAUCGAGGCGUGCAUUUAAAGCUUAAACGUGAGGGGAACGUUUUUUUCGGAAAAUAUUGAAGAAGAGAAAUAGAACCGGCGGAGAGAUAGACACACGAAUGUGUGAGAAAUAUAUUAGACUGAUAUGAAAAAGAAACAUUAAUUUUCUUUGUUUUCUUAUGUCAAAGAACAAUUUAACACAGUAAAAUAUAUAUUUUUUUUUUUUCUAUAGUACAUCGAUAUUUGAAAUAUGAAACAAAACUGUAAGAUCUAAUUCGAGGAAACUUUGAUUUCACUCUUGUUGAAAGUAUUUUAACGACAUACGUGUUACUUUUUUUUUAUAUCAAGGUAAAGUAAGAGGCAAAACAAACUUCAAAAUCAACUCGAUAAUAUAGAAAAGUAAGAUAUCAUUUCUAUACCACUAUGUUCAUGUCUUUCUUUGUGGUCUGUUUCGACUGUUUCCUUCGCGAUAUACACGUGUGAGAUUGAGAAAAAACUGAGUUAAAUUUACGUAAAAAAGAAGAGAAAAUAUUGUAAAUAUCGGAUAUAUGAAAAAGUUCGUCGUCAAAAUUAAAAAAAAAAAAAACGCACACAAACAAUAUAGACAUAAAAUAUUGAAGAUACAGCUAAAUACCGAAGAUAAUUUGCGAAAUAUGAGUGGUCUCUAAGAUUAAACAGGAUUUGUACACAUGCUUGUUUCGUUCUGCAGUCGACCUAUUUUGAGGGAACGUAUUCGUCUCAGGAGAUCUAUUUCUGUAGCGUUCUAUCAGGUCCGUAAAUAAGGUUCUUGUUCGUUGGCAGAUUGAUGUUUCGAUUCAGUAGUAAUAUUUUAGCGACGGCCCGAUAACGUCGGGACAAACUUACCGGUCAACUAUUCGAUCCGCGUUGUACGUGAAUCUUAUUUAUUUUUGUUAAUUGGCAUUGCAUUAAGUUUUGAUAAUAUAUAGCGUCUUCUAAUUAAAAUCUCAUCGAUUCGAAAUUAAUCGAGCAAUAACUUCGAUUAUUGCUGCUGUUUAAUACGUUUCACCGUUUAUGAGAAAUUGUAAACAAACAUUGUAAACACACCAAAAAAAUGAGGAUUACGGUUAUAGAGAUUAUUAUGUUACACGGAUAUUUCAUCCCAUUUACACGAAAGAAAUCCUUAAAAGACGAAGGAAGAAACAUAAAAAGACAGUCCUCCGACCAAAAAGAAGGACUGAAGCGAGUUUAAUCGUAUAAGAUUAUAAGGGAUCACUUUGUACAUAAUCACUUUGCGGCGGCACACUUUGUUAUAAUCAAAGAGACUUACAAGUACGAAAUGUUAUAUAUUAUACUUACAGAGAUGUAAAAAAAAAAAAAUAAUAAUA
Pseudomyrmex gracilis is the source of this 2925-nucleotide messenger RNA. Its product is annotated as octopamine receptor beta-1R-like. Gene Ontology annotation, cellular component: membrane. NCBI's taxonomy places the organism in Eukaryota, Metazoa, Arthropoda, Insecta, Hymenoptera, Formicidae. The record is from RefSeq and is a predicted model, not a curated record. Gene Ontology annotation, biological process: adenylate cyclase-activating adrenergic receptor signaling pathway. The transcript has 4 exons. The coding region runs from base 354 to 1619 and encodes 421 amino acids. Gene Ontology annotation, molecular function: octopamine receptor activity.